AUGUCAGGAACAGGAACCGAUGAUACUACAAUACAACAUCGUUUUGUGCAGAUUCAUCAAACACGCGCACUCGAAUUAGAUCAAACAGAAAAGCUAUGGACUAUCUUGGCACGCCAGAAUUUAUCUCCCAUUGCUGUCUCAAAUGCGUGUGACAAGAUCAUUAAGGCAAUCCAAGAUGACAAGCUUCGAUACCAGGAUACGCUUCAGGGUUUACAGAAUCUUGUACUUACAACUGACCAAUCACUUAAAUCCAGUAUUUUCCUCCACACUAUAACCCAAUUACUACUUUUACACAUACAAAACAAGAAGUUUCGUUCUGUCCAAUUUUGCCUAUCGACAUCAUUACCCGGUGUUUUACAUCCUUUUGUCCUCAUCCUGCGUGAAAAUCCGGAAUCCUAUUAUGAUUUACUUUCAGAAAUCGACUUUUGUUUUGAAAACAUCUCAGAUGAAGAACCCGAAUUAGCGGACAGUCUCUUCCAAGUAUUCACCCCUUUCUUUGAUGCCGUAUUUUUUACAAAUCUUGGUGUAGAUUCGACUGCGUUGCUUAACAAGUGUACAAGUCUUCUCAUGGGCUCUGAUGAAAAAGGAGGGCUGCGGUAUAAUACACUUAACUACUUAAUGAGUGUAUCACAACGAUACCCUACACAGCGCAGUAUGCAUCACCACCUCGCAUUGGUUGAUAUUCUUAUAUGUGCGCUUACAACUCAUGUUGAGCUUAAUAAGUCUAUUGAAGAGAAAACCAGAGUUUUUUUCGCAACAAAUAUGUCUUACCAGCUGCUCAUACGUGCUUGUGAUGCAGCUGUUUACGGCCGACCUACAUUGCCUUAUAUUCAACGUUUUGCUCAAUUGGAGGAGUUUUCUGAUAUGUUUACGGGCAAUGUAUUGGCAGAUCCUAGCCCUUCUAUUGUCUGGGUUUCCCUGUCUUAUCUUCUUAUGGUAUCUCAGACUGUCAGCGACCAGGCUCUUAUUAUUAAGACCAUGUAUGCUUUUGUUGAUCUCGUGGGACCUAUUCUCUCGACUGCUCUCAUUCCUCUUCUUCAAACUCUUCCUGAAGUAGUCGACAGUAGAGAGAAUUUGAAAUCCAGUAUAAUGGAAAUAAUUUCUAAAUCCAAUGAAACAGAUAGUGAAUUCAAAGAUAAUGAAGAUAUCUUGAAAGAGAUUAAAUCAGAUAUAUCAAAACAUCACAUUACAGGUGUGAUGGCCAAUAUGCUUCCCCAUCUUAUCAAUUUCUUUAAAGAUAAACCAACUAUGCAAGUGUAUCCAGUUGACACCAUUACAAUGUCAUCUAGCUUGUCAUGUAUUUACACUUUGCUAUUCAGUACGCCCCAUAUAUUCAACAGCGAUGAAGGAAUCCGACGUGCUUAUCUCGACCGUAUUUCAGCCAUCGUAUCUUCCAACUAUGGAGCCUCUUACAAGUUCCCGGCGCUUUUAUUAUUACUUCACCUUCUGCGUCAUCCAGUCAUCACAACAGAUACGAUUCUUUACAUACUACAGUCAGUAUUGCCUUCUUUUGCUGACCCGAACGAUCUUACCAUGACAUCCAAAAUAUUACAAAUUACACUAGCUAUAAUAUACGGUCAAAACACAACAUUGGGUGGUAUGCAAUCAUCACGAGAGACAACCAUGGCAAGUGUAGGAAUCAAAACAUUGGAAAAGAUUUAUGAAAGACAGCCUCGUGUUUGGCAAGAACUGAAGAGAGUUUUGUCUGACUGGGUCAUUCGGCGCAAAUCUAUAACUGGAUUCUCCCGAAAAAAUGCCUCUUUGGCAACAUUACAGAUGGAGCUUUCAGUAUUGACAACUAUGCGAGAUCUUUGUAUCAGCAAACCAAGAGAGUGUGCUCCUACUAUUCUCCCUAUGGUUAUUUCGCUACUACAGUCUUGUCAAGAUUUGAGCAUUACUACACUUACAAUCAUUGUACAAACAAUAUGUGCUUGUAUUAGAGCCGGUAUGGCAGAACCUCGGUCUGUUUGGAAUGUGGCAAUGAGAUAUAUUGCAAAGUAUGCAAUGGAGAAUGAUAUAGAUAAAGUGCAACUCUUACAUGAAGCAAUAUGCGAUUUCUUCUCGAUUGUAGGCGACAAGGAUGAAUUAUCAGAGCCGUACAUAGAGUUCAAAAAUGAAGUUCUUAACGACUUCUUGGCAUUUCUUAUCCAGUGUAGUAAUGAAGAGGUCCAAACAUUUGCAUUAAAGGCACUCUCACAUUUUACUGCAGUUGAUAUUGCCACCCUUCUCCCAGAAAAAGCAAAGCCUUACGUAUCCGAAAUUGCAUCGUCUGUUCACCCCAGUAUUGGAUACGCCAAUGUUCUUGCCAAAUUGAUGUCUCAUGAGCUGGACUCAAUGCUACGCGGUCUCUUUAAAGAGGAAAAUUCCAAAAAGAUAACCCCUGAAGAAACACUUGAAGGAAAACGUAAUAUUGUCUUGGUGGGCGAGAAAGAGUAUACAAUCGGCAGUCAGUUUGUAACAGGCUGGGAGAAUGCUCGUGUGAUUCCUGGAUUACGAAGUGGAUAUGCUAUUUCUGUACUGUAUACUAUACAUAACCACGUUGACCGUCAAGGAAGUUCGAAUACACCAGAAAAUAUGACCAAAACAAAAUGGUAUCGAUGCAUGCAGACAUCUAUCGCAGAUAUUGGAUUGACAGAUCAUAUUAUGAUUCGCAUAUCCUGCCUUAGUGCUUGGAUGGCUCUUUUUGAAAAGGCUUUGGUGGGGACUGAAGCUGAUAUUGAGGCCAGGGGCACUGUAUUACUCAAAGACCUUACGUUACGACUUGAACGCAGCACUGUUCCAGGAACAACUUGUAAUAUAUUAUUAGCAGUGACAGGCCUUAUCGUUACUGCGUAUAGAAUAAUCCCUUCUUUUGCUACGGCAUCUGCCAGCCAGAUAAUUGAUAUCCUAACCUCAAAAUACAUCAUGAAGGCGGGAAGAUCUACUUCUUACUCAACCCUCCUGAUGAGUGAAGAAGUCCAGUUCGCAGCACGUUUCAGUUUAGGCUAUAUAUCAGCCUGUGUUAUUACAAACGAAAAGGCAUUAACAAGGCUAUUGGAUAUAUUCUUGCAGAACGUGACCGAAAAGACUUCAACGCGCAGCAUAGAUACUUCACUUGAUCUCGUACAAUUUGCCAAUGGGUUUGCGGCAGGACAUUUUACUGGAGCAUUGGCUACAUGGCCUACCAAAACGCCCGGGAUAAAUGAACUUGUGAAGACUGGGAUAGAAAGCCUGCUAAACUAUUGUAACAUGGGGACUGAUGAGGUUUCUGAAAGCAAAGCUCUAGGAAUAAUGAUGGGAUGGGCAUCUAGUAUCAAGCAGGAUGAUAUGAGAGAAAUAUAUCAGUUUGCAAAGGAUACUCUGAGACUCUAUAUUGAUGGUGUACUCGUCAAUAAAGGAGUCUUGCUUGGUUCAACCUGGGUAUGUGCUUAUGGCUCAUCCCAAGAAGACCAAAUUGACGAAGAGAGUGCGAAUCUUUUAGAGAGUGCAAUGACAGCAGCCUCUUUAGAUCACACAAUGAACCAACACUACUUUCACUUCGCCGCCAAUUUUGCAAAAGUUAAUCGCCUUCGUAUGAUACUGAGUGACAAUGAUUCUGAGGAGUCUGAAGCAUAUCAAAACAUUCUGCUUGAGCAAGUUCAAAAAGUUCAAAAAGAAGAUCCUUCUAGCCAUGAGCGACUAGCUGCUUUAUUCUCGCUGAGUAGUCUGUUAGGUGUCGAUUACCUCAAUGCGAUCACUGAUCAAGAACUUAUAUAUGCAGAGGCGCAAAAAUAUAAUUCUGGAACAAGAAGCCCCGUCUUAGAUACAUUGACAGUUGUUGCUGGCCUGACUGAUGGAGGGUCUCCUGUCGGAAACUUAAAGAGUGGCCGUAUUGCUGCUGCCCUUUGCGGAAAGGUGGUUCAUUCUGCUUUAAAUAUGCGCGAUACCCUUCAGUUAAAACAAGACAAUGUGUCCUCUGGAAGUCUCCAAAGUCAAAUUCAGCAUCAAGCAAUGAUGGCCAUAGCAAAUUCAUCAGAACCAAAGACAUAUACACGCCUGAAUAACAAUACAAGCUAUCUGCGUGCAAUAUUCGAUGCCUUGACUGAUAUUGUUGACAAUCUAGACAACAGUCUUGAUAAAGACUCCGUGGAACCAACUUCGCUUGUCUUUCUCUGUAGUAUUAAAGAUACUCCUGGUCCACUUCCGCCUGUGAAUUGGUUUAACAUCCUUACAAAGCUGACUACGGUGUCGAAAACGACUUGGAACGAGUGCAUCAUGCUUGCAUCUACGCAUUUAGCUACAUCUAUGUCUUUGACCGAAUAUAUAAUUUCUCAGCUAAGCCAAGAUUUGUCUCACUUUCCCAAAGAAAUUCAAAUAUUAUUACUUGGGGAAGCUGGUCUCGGAAUGGUUCUCGAAUUAGGUGGAUUGACUGGCCACGAAAGCUCAAGAACAGGAUAUAAGCGACGUGGUAUGGAUGCUGUGACAAAGAAGACGAGUGUUUCGGAAAUUAGAUGUAUCGAACUUGUGGACAUUCAUGCAAAGAUGUUCUCCAAAUUACCGAUACUCGCUCAAAGUACUUUUCUCGAUACUAUAAAGAAUCAUCUUCCAUUACAUCUUGAGGUUUUUGAUGAAAAGAAAACUUCUCUUGUUGAAAACUUGCGUAGCGUUGUUAUGUACAAUGUUACUCUGCCUCUUUUGGAGCGUUCCGAUAUUGAAAAACACGAUGGACUUGUUAAUGUUCUACAGGCAUCUAUUGCUUGCAGUAUCCUGGAUAUAAACCAGCUUACACAAGCAAAUGCGCUGGAAGAUUGGCUGACAGUUGAAACGGCCUAUGGGAAGACAAUCGGUAUCAUGGAAAUUUGUAAUCUGAAAAGGACAAAUACAGCUGUCAAACGAAUUACAGAAACCUGCACGCGUCUAUUAAUUCUUGGGGUGAGUCACGCAAUGACAUGGGAUGUGCUGGCAGAAACCAUCCGAAAGAAUUCUCAAUCAGAUGAAGAACGUUUGACAUGGGUUGUCCGCUUUUUGGACAUUUUGAUUGUAAUUGGUAGUUUGAGACUACCCAAUUGCUGUAAUUCUCUUAUGGCUGGUAUCUCAUAUGGACUGCGAGCUAUCCUUGAAAAAAUGUGGAAAACAGAAUGCAAUUUGGAUAUUAACACUAGAGCAUGCGAUCUUCCAAUAAUUCUUGGUGACACUGGCCAUCUGUUGACUUUUGUCAUCAAUGACUCUAACAAACAUAAACAAGGACAGCAACAGAUUAUUAAACGUAUACUUAAGAUGAUCGAACUUGUUGAGCGUAUGGAAGAAAAGGAACCUUUGAAGGGAUUCUUUACUCGGGUUUUGCGCGGAUGUACCAAAGAAGCCAUAGGACAAGAUUCACAAAUGAUGAGGUUGAUUUCGUAUCAAUAA
Messenger RNA from Phycomyces blakesleeanus NRRL 1555(-), 5367 nucleotides. RefSeq lists its product as hypothetical. The transcript has 7 exons. The record is from RefSeq and is a predicted model, not a curated record. Lineage: Eukaryota; Fungi; Mucoromycota; Mucoromycetes; Mucorales; Phycomycetaceae. Bases 1 to 5367 code for a protein of 1788 amino acids.